This is a messenger RNA of Rhopalosiphum padi (bird cherry-oat aphid), 4619 nucleotides long. RefSeq names its product leucine-rich repeats and immunoglobulin-like domains protein 3. Lineage: Eukaryota; Metazoa; Arthropoda; Insecta; Hemiptera; Aphididae. Gene Ontology annotation, molecular function: protein binding. Bases 480 to 3311 code for a protein of 943 amino acids. The record is from RefSeq and is a predicted model, not a curated record. The transcript is spliced from 15 exons.
AACGGUGUAUGGAAGGUCCUUGACAAAAACCUACGGGCCACAAUAUUAUUUAAAUUUAAACAAAAAAAAAAAACCAUUAUCAUCGUCGUUUAUGAAUUAGUGAUAACGGUUCUUCAUUCUCUCAUUAGUCAUUACCGCAUAGUCGAUGUUCGUACUGCACUACUGCUCGUCGCUCUUAGUAGGUUCGCGCCGCUGUAGGUAGUCGGUGCUUUGCGCUGUGUUUUUUUUUCCCUUCCUGCCGACGCGAAUGCCGACGAUUAAUAACCCGAAUGAUGUAGGCGUACUCGGAAAACGUCUUCCAUGCGCUUUGAAUCUUAUUGUCUCGGCAACUCGUUUUGUGUCAGCCCGUGUCUGUGCACUCGUGAUGUGAACGAAAAAUACGGAUCCCUCGAAAUACCUAGGUAGCUGUGGCAUGGAGUCGUGUGUUCGUCGGAGACUAUGACCGUUUCGCAUAGGUAGUAUAACUGUUUGAUACCAUCAUGUUGAUUGCAUACUUGUUGUUCGUAUCAACUCUGUUGUACGAAUCCGCGAUUUGCAACGCCAAGAAAGACUGUUACAAGAAAUGCAAAUGUCUCGGCUCGUAUGUCGAUUGUAGCAAAAAAAUGAUGAACACAUUUCCAGAAGCGUUACCCCCGUGGAUAGAAACUUUGGAUUUGAGCUUAAAUAAAAUUGAUGGAACUAUGACAAUCGAUACUAAUAGUUACUUACUUCUAACAACAUUGAAACUUACUAAAAACUCAAUCUCAUCUUUUCCAAUAUUUGUGAACAAAUCAAAUAUCAAUAAUUUAAAUUUAGCACAUAAUAAAAUAGAAAAAUUGGAGGCUUUAGAGAAUUUACCUAGCUUAAAAAAUUUAGACAUGAAUAAAAAUAAAUUGGUAUUUUUGGAUGAUAAUUCUUUUCCGCAGUCUCCACAUUUAAAAAUACUAAAUCUAAACAAUAAUUUAAUCACCAACUUAAGUGCAAAUUGCUUGGACUCAUUGACAAAUUUAGUAGAAUUGAAAAUAUCUCAUAAUAAGCUCAACAAUCUACCUGGAGGAUUAUUCAAAAAACUUAAAAACCUUGAAUUACUCGAUUUAAGUAGAAAUCACAUAACUGUCAUUCAUGGUUUAUUAUUUAUGGACUUAGUGAAUUUGAAAACAAUGAUACUUCGACAAAAUCAAAUUGAAGAUUUACAAGAUGGAUCAUUUUUUGGUUUGAUAAAUUUACAAUCAUUACAUUUAGAAGAAAAUAAUUUGAGCAAAAUAUCCAAAGGCUGGUUAUAUGGACUGAAUUCACUUGUCUAUUUAAAUAUAAGUUAUAACAGAAUAGAUCAAAUCAAAAGUGGAUGGGAAUAUUGUGCAGAGCUUGAAGAAUUGGAUUUAUCCUACAAUAAACUACAGUACAUUGAAAAAAGUAAUCUAGAAAAUUUAAGAAAAUUACAAAAAUUACAUUUAAAUAACAAUAGAUUAUCAUUCAUUGAAGAGGGAUCAUUCAAUAAUACACCUAUGAUACGAUUACUUCAAAUGGAUCACAACUAUUUGUCAUGGCUUAUUGAAGAUGCAAAAGAAACUUUUAUUGGUCUAAGAAAUUUGAAAAAAUUAAGUUUAGCUAAUAACAAAAUAUUAUUCAUUAAAAAAGAAGCAUUCUCUGGUUUAGACAACCUAGAUGAAUUAAAUUUACUUCAAAAUAAUGUCCUAGAAAUUCAGGAUGAAGCAUUCAAAUAUAUGCCUAAUCUUGAAUAUCUAUAUUUAAAUAGUUCUUCACUUGUAUGUGACUGCUCUAUGUCAUGGCUUAAACAACCAAAUAUAAUUGAAAAUUUACCAUUUGAUUACAUAAAUGCAUUUUGUGGCUUCCCAGAAAAAAAUAAAGGAAAAAAUUUGAAAGAAAUAUCCUUAACAGACUUCUCAUGUCUUGAGAACAGUCCAAAACCCAUGAUAAUAUUCCAUCCUGAAUCAAAAAUGGUUCUUGAAAGGCAAAACAUUACCUUAAAAUGUGGGGUAAAUUCUUCAUCAACUGAAAAAAUUAAUUUUGUCUGGAAAAAAGAUAACCACGAUUUGGAAUCGAUUUCUACAAACCAUUACUCAACUUUUGAGUUUAAUGGUAUGACACAAUUUUCUAUUUUAAACUUGUAUAAUAUAUCAAUGUCACAAAGUGGUAAAUAUCAAUGUGUUGCUUCUAACGAAUUUGGUAUUACUUAUUCUAAUCGUUCGGUUUUAUCAGUUGUUGUUUAUCCAUUUUUUGCUAAAGUCCCCGGAAAUAGUUCGGUAAAGACUGGCCUUACUGCUAAGUUAGAAUGUGCUGCAAAUGGAUAUCCAGCUCCUCAAAUAUCUUGGCAAAAAGAUGGGGGAACUGAUUUUCCAGCAGCACAAGAACGCCGUAUGAAAGUCAUGGCUAGGGAUGAUGUAUUUUUAAUUGUUGAUGUAAAAUUAGUUGACAUGGGCAUAUAUAGCUGUACUGCCAAAAAUGUUGCUGGUAUGAUAGCUGCAAAUGCAACACUUAAUGUUUUAGAACCCCCAUGGUUUAAAAGUGAAAUGUCCAACAAACAAGUUAGGGUUGGCGAAGAAGUCGUUUUAGAGUGUUUAAGUUAUGGAUCUCCAAAACCAAAAAUAAAAUGGAUGAAAGAUGGCAUUUCUCUUACCUUGAGUAAUAGACACUUUUUUACCGCCGAGAAUCAACUUUUAGUUAUAAUGGAAGCAAAUACAGAUGACUCUGGCACGUAUCAAUGUGAAAUAACUAAUUCUUUAGGAGUUAAUAGUCAAAAAGUUGAUGUUCUAGUUAUGCCAUUGUAUCGGAGUUUAAUUCAUGAAUAUACCCUCGGAGUGGUUGUCAUUGUUAUAAUUAUGUGCAUUAUAAUUAUAUCAGCAAUUUGGGUAUUAUUUGUGUAUAGAGCAAAACGCCCUUCAUCAAAUUUAAUCAAUAGUGCCGAUAAUAAAUCAUUGGAUUCUUCAAACAGCAAAGAUAGUGGUACUGGUGAAUCCACUAAAAGAAGUCAAGAACAAUUAUUUAAUGAAAGUUUGAAUGCGUGUCAAAAGAUGAAUAAUAAUGUAGGCAAUUUAUCACCUGAAAUAAAUUUGCCGCUACUAACACAUGCUUCUGUUAUUCUUGGCGAAAAUUCUGUCAAGUAUAAGCAUUCACAUACAGCUUCUCCUGUCCAAUUAUCAACUACAGAAACACAUGAAACUGUUGAAGACCAAAUAAAAUGUGUUAAAACCUCUGAAAAACCAUGUUCUAUACCAGUUCCACUGCCAAACGAGACUCAGGAUUUACCUCCAAUUGUUCAACAGUCAAGUUCCCAUGUUUGCUUGCAUGAUCCAACUGUUGACCCUUGUUAAUUCAUCGUUUAAUCUUUUUAUUUUUUUUAUCUGCCAAUAGUAUUAUGUAAAAUGUAUAUAUAUUUUUUCUACUAUUAUUCCAAGAUUAAUAGUAACCUAUGAUAGUAAGCCUGUGAGACUUGGUCCAUAAAAAAAAAAGAUAACAAAAAAACUUGUGAUAUAGGAAAUAAAGUCUUAAAAACAUUUAUGGACCGGUAUAUAGUAUUUACCCAGGAACAUACAAAUAAAUAUAUAAUGAAUAGUUGUAUUCUCUUUAAGAGAAACUCAAUAUACUUAUAUUUGCAAGAUUUAAAUUCUUAGAAUGGCUAGGACAUCUAUAAAGAGCCAAUGAGGUUGUAUAAAAAUGUUCUAUUAGUAAAAUAUAAACAAGAAAAGAUCACUUGGUAGACCAAGAACCAAAUGGAAAGAUACUGUAGAAAAAAAUAUGAAAUUAAUAAAUGGAAAUGCAACAAUAGAGUGGACUUCAGAUAGAGAAAAAUGGAAAAACUUAUUAGUGAUAGCACAAUUCUUCAAUGGAUCGUUAAGCUGUUGGUUAUGAUUAUUAUUCCAACUUAAUCCUACUUAGAUAUUAUUGAAAUAUCAAAAUGGUUCCUGUAUUUAAUUUUUGUUUUUAAUAGUUUUAAGAUUUUUUUAUUUGAAAUAUUAACAAGAUAAUGUAAUAACUUCUAUUUUCUUUAAACCUUUGACAUGAGUUAUUUAAAAUGAUUUGUAUUUAUUGCGGUUAUCAUUUCCAUAAGCUAACUCGAUUAUAAAAAUUAAUUUACUGUUAGAAUGCUUUCAAUAUUCUACAUGUAUUGUUAUUAAACUUUGUAUGACUAUUAAUAGCAUGUACAUAAAUAUUUAAAUAUCUAUUAAUUGUUAAUUAACAAUUUAAUUACCUACUACUAAAUUGUAACACAAUACAGUCAAUUCUUGAUUAUACCUGAGCUGAUUAUCUGCGGUCUUCCGCAAAACUAUGAGAAAUUAUGUAUCCAUAUAUCUUAUAAAACAAAUUAAAGAAUAUCUCUUAAUACUGAUGACAAUGCCCCGUUCCAUCCAGGGGUUUUUUGAUAUUUGGAAAUGGACAUACUUUUUAUCAAGUUUUGCCUCCAACAUGAGAAUUUGCUCAUUAUUGUCGUGCCACCCUAAUCAAGAGUUUACUGUAUCUAUUUUUAUUUAUAUUGUUACAUCUUAUGUUUUAUAAUUUUUAUAUGUAUUAUAUUAUAAAUAAUGAUCUCACUACAAAUAUUGUUACAAUAAAACUGCUCGUAUUUUGUACUACUUAAUUAAAUAAUAAUAAUAACAAAUAAAAUACAAUGUUUGAUAAUA